This is a messenger RNA of Cercospora beticola, 1080 nucleotides long. RefSeq lists its product as uncharacterized. The record is from RefSeq and is a predicted model, not a curated record. NCBI's taxonomy places the organism in Eukaryota, Fungi, Ascomycota, Dothideomycetes, Mycosphaerellales, Mycosphaerellaceae.
AUUAACACAUCGAAAAUAUAAACACUCACAGAUUGGCCAUGAUGGCGAGUCUACGAAAAUCACCACAGCCGACCCCACCACCCGACCACCUCACCGCCCUCCCCUCCGAACUCCUCCAAAACAUCAUCUCCUACCUCUUCCCAACCCACGAACCCGAUAAAGUCCUCCUCCGCAGAGCACCUCGCAGCGCUCCCCACGACCUCGAACGCCUAUCCAACACCUGCCGCACGCUCCACCACGAAGUCCACGCCUGGGCGCAACACUUCCUCCUCCAACACCAAUCCAUCACAAAAUUCAAACCUCCCAAGAAUGCAUCCGCAAAGCGCAGAAAGCCCUCCUCCAAAACCCCCACCAUGUCCCAAACAAACUACCUCCGCAAUCGCAACCGCUCCUCCCAAGCCCUCCUAACCUGGUCCACAACAAAAUGUACCUUCUGCGGCAAACCCUCCUCCCGCUCCGCAAUCCUCAUGAACGGUCUAAACUGUUGCUCCGCAUGCGAUAGCACCCACUGGCCCGACAAAAUGACCAAGACCUCCGCUUUGAAAGACUACGAUCUCAAGCCCUAUCAUCUCGACACUUCCCUCGCAGAAGACUGGGAUCCGGCACAGAUAGCUUGGAUAAAGGCGAAGAAAGUACGAUAUGGGGUUUACAUCUGUCAGGGUGCUCCGACGACGAUGCUGCUGAGAAAGGAUAUUGAGGCAAGGGCGAGGGAGGUUCAUGGGCAGGAUUGGGAGGAACAUUUGAUGAGGAAGAGAGAGGGGAGGGUGAAGAGGAGGGAGAAGUGGGUGGAGAAUAAGAAGAAGAAGUUGGUUGAGGAGGAAAGGGUAGCAAGGGAGGAGGAGAGGAGGAGGAGAGAAGAGGCGAUUGUGGUAGGAGAUUCAUCAGAUGAGGACGACGAGGGAAGCUUCGAUGUGGCAACGGGGGAAGGAGCAAGUGCAGAAGAAGUGAUUGUUAUUGAUUGAGUGAUGAGGACAACAGAGAACUUCCGUUUCACAAAUGAUACCCACAGUACGACGACUACGAUAGCACGAGAUAUGACCUUACGACUGAGCAGUGCUUAGACCAGGAGAGUGACAAAGU